AUCUCAAAAAUAAAUAACGACUCUGAAUACCAGCAAAUGAGUAAUUUUUCUCUUUCCAGAAAUUGUGACAUUUUCUAUACUGUUACCAAAUUAGAUCUGAUCAAAGCUGAUCAAAAGAGAUGAAAUCUGAUUAGACACUCGCCUAAUUGACAUGAUUCCCUGUUAUCUUAUUACCAAAACUGAUAACCAUAAUUGUCAUAAUUUUAAACACUCGACAUGCUAAAUAAAAUAGAUCAUUUCUAUUCCACGUGGCUACGAUUUACCGUAAUACUUAUAGUCCUAGAACGUUCGCGUUGAUCGCGACGAAAAUAGCGGUAUUCUUUCUUAGCCCCCACGUUUGCACGUGCGCGCGAAUGAAUUUAGUUACGGCUCGUUAACAGCGGAUAGUUCUCAGCCCCCCGUGAACCCGCACGGUUUAUAAAUCGUUAACUCUGCUGGCUGGCUCGUCGCAGGUGUUAUAUCACGAUGUCUCGUUUAGAAAAUGAAGCGAACGACUUACGCAAACUUUACUCUAUUAACACGCCUCGCUCAUUUAACGACGUCUCCCAUAAGGCGAUCGCGUUAUAAUUCUAACACAGCCUGGCUUGGGACGUUCGCUCGCGAUGUACAUUCGCGAUGUACUCGUCUUCUGUUAUUUCCUCUGGUUGUCACACGUCUCCGGAGUGAAGAACAUUACGCAGGGAGUAUCGAGGCACCUCAGGUCCCUCACGUAUCCCGAUGGCAGCGGCAUGGGGAUAUUCUUCGCCCUGGGAGUGCCACUCGACAUUCCUAACAAGUCGGUGCUAUUCUCUUUGUACUUCGAGGCGAACUACGCCCUUCCUGGCGACCUGAACUCUACUUACUACCUCGAAGAUCCCUACCUGCAGAAGCGGAGUUUGGACCGGCGCCUGGCUUACGACGUCCUCGUGAACAAAUUGACAAGCUUCGGUUACUCCGGGGAAAAUUGCCUACUGAAAAUGAUCUGCGAGGUCGCCAACUAUCCUUUAACUAGCAACGGGGUCCUCGGCGAUGUUCUGCAAAUUUUAUUUACGUGAGUAUUACCGUGG
Molecule: messenger RNA, 1046 nt
Organism: Ceratina calcarata
Lineage: Eukaryota; Metazoa; Arthropoda; Insecta; Hymenoptera; Apidae
Exons: 3
Coding region: 603-1034 (143 amino acids)
Source: RefSeq, a predicted model, not a curated record